This is a messenger RNA of Pelobates cultripes (western spadefoot toad), 18041 nucleotides long. The record is from the annotation of a GenBank genome assembly. Lineage: Eukaryota; Metazoa; Chordata; Amphibia; Anura; Pelobatidae.
AAGAACAUUCUUUGUUCAGAAGAGGUUCUGUCCAUCAUGUAAUUAUCUAUUUAUUUCUGCUUUGCUUACUAAUAUGUUUUGCUGCCGAACAAACACAUGUCCAUAUCUGCUCGAGAUUUAGGGGUCUGUUCUCUAAAUGCCAACUUUGAUCUUUUUCAUUCUGCUUUUUUCUUUUCACUUCUGAGGUUCGGUUUAUUCUGAGUCAAAUAGGUCCCUUCUAUUUUUAGCAAACCUUAAUGGCAGCAGUGAGAUUUGUAUGAAAAUGGCUUCAGCUGAAUUAAACCAAAUUGUAUUUGGAUGAUAACCAAUUGGCAGCCAGUCUCUGCUGCAAGCAAUGAAAAGAACGUGUCCCAAUGAAAAGAGUAGGGUUGGGGUACAAUAUUGAUUCACUCACUGGUGCACAGCGGGAGGAUCUCUUAGGAGCAAGGGAGGACAUGCACAGAUGGGCACCACAUACACACAAAUGGCUGAGACGACUGAAGCAGUUUAUGAUUUUAUUUUUUAAGUUACUUUAUCCUUUUAUUCUGUACUUUUUAUACAAACUGGCAGUCCAGCGUGCAUCACCUUGUUUGCUGUCUAAGCUAGCUAUAUUGUUAACCGACAUGCCCUGUGCUUUCUUAUUGUACCUGUAUUACUUGUACCGUGACUUAUGACUGCUCAAAAGUAAAGAAUAAAAAAAAAAAAACACAAAGUCAUUAUAUUUUAACUUGCAUAUAUUGAUGGCCAAGACUGGGCAUAGUAUGUAAAUUAGUUAACUCUUGCAUUGCUAUGCAUGCGUGUGUGUGACUGCAAAAGUGAAUUCCAGGGCAUUAUAAAUGUGCGCCUAAGGGGCGGGGUCUGACAGCCGACCGAUUGAUUGCAUGUGGCUGCAGCAUCUCAAGAAAAGCCUUUUACUUUGUAAAGCCAGAAACUCGACUAAUAAAGUGCAAUAUUGGCACAAAUCUUACUUAACUUCUGCAGGACCACUAUGCCGAUUGUCUGAUUUCUGCGGACAUAGAUCAUGAUAAGCAUUUCUACUGCCUGCUGAUGUACUGUAUGCAGGGGAGGUGGCUGAUUCUCUACCCUGGUGAAACUAAACUCUCUUGCCUGAGCACUGUCCAUCCCCCCUUUUGGACAGGCUGAGGAUAUCCUAGUCCCCAAUGGUGUGCUGUGGUGGCCUCUUUGGCUAAGCACCGAAGUCACAAGUGGCAUGGGGGGUUGAGGCCUACCUUUUAAGAUGGCCACCACGCUUUGGCCUGCUGCUUCUAGGUUCUUCUCCUAGCACCCCUCCCCUGUGGAACCUGUGGUUCUGGGAGACUUUGUGCAACCACAUGCUUCCUCGACUCCCUACUGGCCAGGCAAAGGCCUCACAGAUCCCGGCUGAUCAUCAGCGUAUUGAGACGAGGCCUUGGUCAUGCAUUUCCUACAUGGCAUUGCAAAGAAGGAUGUGCAGGUCGAAGCCUCGUGUCUGGCCCCACACCCGUCUCCUUGGCUGACAUCUUCAGAAUUUAUAAUCUCAGCCAAUCACAAUGAUUUCCUAUAGGAAAUGAUCUAUGCCCGCAGAAAUCAGUCAGACAAUCGGCAUAGUGGUCCUGCAGAAGUUAAGUAAGAUUUGUGCCAAUAUUGCACUUUAUUAGUCGAGUUCCUAUAGGAAAGCAUUGGAUUGGCUGAUAUUGUCAAUUCUGAUGAUCUCAGCCAAGGAGGCCGGAGUGGAGCCACACGUUGCACUAGCCAAUCAGCAUCUCCUCAUAGAUAUGCAUUGAAUCAUGGAGAAGCUGAACUUCUAUGCUGCACUACUGUGCAACACUGACACAGGAAGCACCUCCAGUGGUCGUCUGUAUGAACCAGGAGAUUUACAAGUCACAGCACUGGAGUCUGGACAUGUUCAGAACUUAGAGAGCAUCUUAUUGAAAUGUGUGGCAGCUGAGGCCCAGUGGAGAAUCCUAAUCAUCUUCUGUGGACUCAAGUUCUGGAGGGGCAGUAUUCCUCCCUCUGAGGGCAUCGGCUAAGUUAGCUCUGAAUCUCACGUUCUGUCGUAUUCUGCACACUAUGCAGAUUGCAAUCAGAAGGAGGGCAAGGUGAAACUGUGCCUGGCAGAGAAUAUAGCAUCUGUUUUUAAUUCAAACGUGCUGGCCUAGCCUUUUUAUGCUUGAAAUAGUUAUUUUUAAAAAUGAGUUAUUACCAAUCGUCUGUGCACUGCUAUGCUAUGUCCGUGCAUCGUUUUUCUAUUAUUGAUUGCAUGUCAUUUCAUCUGGGCCAGUACAAACCUUUAUCUGGAAAUCCAUUCAUAAACAGUGCUAUUCAUAGGACACAAGGUCACACAUUUAGGCUGGAAGAAAGGAGAUUCAAUCUAAGGCAAAGAAAAGGUUAUUUUACAGUAAGAGCAAUACGGAUAUGGAAUUCUCUUCCUGAAGAGGUGGUUUUGUCAGAGUCCAAAGAGAUGUUUAAGCUGCAAUUGGAUAAAUACUUGCAAAAACAUAACAUACAGGGAUAUGAUUUCUAAUUAGUGGGGUAAUAGCUGCUUGAUCCAAGGAGACAUCUGACUGCUAUUUUGGGGUCAAGAAGGAUUUUUCUUCCUAGUUUGUUGCAAAAUUGGAAGCGCUUCAGACUGGGUUUUUUGCCUUCUUUUGGAUCAAUAGCAAAAACAUGCGAGGAAGGCUGAACUUGAUGGAUGCAAGUCUCUUUUCAGCUAUGUAACUAUGUAAUAUAAAAGAAAUUGGCAAAAAUAAAUAAAUGUGCACCUAAAGGACAGCAAAGAAUCUGAAAAAAUAUAGUGGAAGCUAUUGUUGUUUUUUCUUUUUAUUGCUUACCUCUCCUGCUCUAUUCAGCUCUGUAAAAGCGUUUACAGGGGUGAAGGAAUGAAAAAUUGUCACUUCUCGGAAAGUAAGACUUCCUCUUAAAUAAGCAAUGUUGUUUAGGAAGUGGUCAAGGUGUAUGUGUUCCAGUAAUGACCUUACAAGUCAAUGUGAGCUAGGGGUCUUUUUUAGCAGUGUGUGUCAGUGUAGCGGAGAUCCCGGUACCCCACAUGGGUACCUCUGCCAAGGACCACUUCCUAGCUGGAAUAGGGGAAAACCUCAGUGUUCUGCCCCAGUCGCCGUGUCUUCAAUGGGGUGCCGUGUCCUCCUGGAGCCCCUCCAUCCUGGAACAGGAUAGGGGACUAGCUCUAUUCCUUCCCAGGGACAGGACGACACACUGUCCUGGGAUCUCUAGUCCUUACAAGGACUCUGCCUGCUGAAUCCUCCAUGAGCUGGAACAAGGUGCUAAGCAGUGAUUUUUAACCUUUCCCCUUCCAGUAACUAGACGACACAUAGUUCUUGGAGUACAACUGGUUUAAUGCAUCCAAACACAGCCUUUUUAUACACAGACCCCAGUAGGGGGUCCCCAUUGUCUUCACCACAAGCCCCUCCCAGGAAUCUCUGAGCCUGGGAGAUAAUUGCGUUAAAAACCGGCAAGCUAAUUAUUUCACAGAAACAGAGCGGCAAACACAAAAAUAUAACAACAUAAAAAUACCCCAAAAUAUCAUAAAAACAUAAAAUAACCCCAUAAAUAAUAUAUCUUUAAAUAGCCCUGAUCUGAGCUCCCAAAUUCUCCAAGUAGCGCUCAAAUCCAUGCAGUUUAGGGGAAACGCCACUGUGUUAAAGCUUUGAAAAGCCGCACAUGUGGUCCUAUGCCCAAAAUAGUUCCAGGGCGUUUGGUGCUUUUGCUGGUCAACUUUCGGUAGCUUCUACGGCCGCAAUACAGGGUGCUCCACCUGGUUCUUAGGUAGUGAUUGUUCACCUUAGUCUCAGGCACCUUCCCUCCAAAAAGUGCUCUUCUGGCGGAUUUCAAAGUGGUUGAAAGCUGCGAACCAAGUUGUCUGGGAACCGCAUGGUCACCUCAUGCCGAAAAUGGUUCCAUAACAUUCACAGCUAAGUCGUGCUGAGGUGACCAUAAACCCACAAAGUCCUCAUGCCGAAUUUAGUUCCAUAGCAGUCGCGGCUAAGUACCGCUAAGACUAUUCGUGGGUUUGGUUCAUGCGAAUGGCCCCAGAAAGCCAGCAUUCGGUUCCAUUCAUAUGAACGGAAAGUGCGGAACCAAGGACACCCAGGGAAAGCUGUUAAUGGCGGCUGGGCAGAGUAAAUCCCAAACAAUGUCCCAGACCUAGUCGGUGGGCAAGUGGCAGGUUCCUACACUCCUCCAGAAAUCCGUGGCAAACAUACGUGGGAAGGAGUGUUUGUCACAGUCAGAAGGAACACUUGAGUAAAUUUUUCAGUUUAUGUCUUCUCUUUAUGUCUCAAUGUCAGGAGAGGAAACUUUUUCCAUGAAAAUAGCCAACAUUAUUUAGGCUUCUAUAAGCUGCAGUGUUCCAGAUAUCAAAAUAUCACACACACACAGAUGUCAAACAGAUGUUAUCGCCACUUUCUUGAUCCCGUAUUGUUCAAUUAUUGUUACAUUUAUUCUGGAAGUUCCUACUGCUGAGUCAUAUGCAAGUUUGUUUUUUAGACGAAUCCAGCAUAAAAAUUUAUAGAUGUUUGUAUUUGUCUGAAAACAAUCGUGCAUGCCUAGUAUUUCUUAAUCCACUACUGUGUGUAUUUUAAUAGUUUGCAUCUUACAGGAUUAUUCUCCAAACACCAAACCUAUCUUGGCAGAUCAUUCAGUACGAAGAUUGGGAAGCAUCUUUAGCAAGCACCUUAGGAAGGACAAUGACCUUUGUAUAUAAAUUCUGUGGAAUCUGAGAAACUUUCAAGUUUAGGACGGAUAAUGCCUAUCAUGAAAGCUGUGUGAAAUAAGAAUAUGCAGAGAGACAAACCUCAGAAGAGAUCCCCUCCACAAAGCAACAAAAAUAAAUUCUGCCAUGUUCUUACAGGAUUAAUCACCAAUGUGAGAAUACAAAGUGAAUUUGCUUAGCUGGAAAAAUUGUCUCCGUCAUCUAUGCUUUCAGUUUGGCGACUUUGGCCUUACAUUUGAAAUUCACUUUGAAUUCCCACUUUAAUAAAUAACCCUAUUAGUGUAUAAUAUGUCAGUGACCACAAAGUGACCUGGUAAUGUUUUAACCCCUUAAGGACACGUGACGGAAAUAUUCAGUCAUGAUUCCCUUUUAUUCCAGAAGUUGUGUCCUUAAGGGGGUUAAAUGAACACUCGCAAGGGUUAAAAUAAUUUAGUAUAAUUUAUGUGGUGGCUGUAACAAAGACACAUUAAACACUAAGUCAUCCAUUAAAGGAACACUGUAAGGUCAGGGACACAAACAUAUAUUCCAGACACCAUAGUGUUAAACUAACGAUUUAUCCCCCCCUUACGCUCCUUACAGCUAGUAAAAGCUCACCUUACUUCCAGCCACUGGCACUGGCUCUGCCUCCGAUCCGCCUCCUUGGCUGACAUCAUCAAAAUUGAUAAUCUUAGCCAAUCACAAUGUUUUCCUAUAAGAAAGUAUUGCAUUGGCUGAUAUAAUCAAUUCUGAUGAUCUCAGCCAAGGAGGCUGGCCCUGGACAGAACCAAACGCCACCCUGGCCAAUCAGCAUCUCCUUAUAGAGAUGCAUUAAAACAAUGCAUCUCUAUGGGGAAAGUUCAGCAUCUCCAUUCAGAGCGUGUAUACUGUGUGGAAAAGUUCAGCAUCUCCGUUCAGAGCGUGUAUACUGUGUGGAAAAGUUCAGCAUCUCCGUUCAGAGCGUGUAUACUGUGUGGAAAAAUUUAGCAUCUCCAUGCAGUGCUGUACACUGGGCCAGAGUGGGUGGGGACAGUGUCCCUGUGUAGCUCUACAGCUGGCAUACAGCUUUAGAAAUCAGUGUAGUCAGGAGAUUGCUGAAUUUUUUACUUUCCAAGUUUGGCUUUGUGUAUUAAUUAAACGAUUGACUGAAUUCUGCUUAUCUAAGCUCUAUAUUGUCUUCUUUCUUGAUACUUGUAUAGGCCAUCUAUGGGAAGGAGCAUUAUUGAUGCUGGAGGUAAGUUGUUUAAUAUUUUCAAUUGUAUUUUCACAGGUGAUGAACAGAUCCAGUACUAAAUUAUAAUGAAUGUGUACAAUUUUAAAAAUAGUAUUUCAACAGGCUUCUAUAAAUUGCACUUUAUUAUAAAAGAAAAACCCAAGGGUUAAGAAAUCUUGUAUUUGUAUUAAUUAUUUGUAUUUAUACUGUGUUUUUGGAUCACUUAAUACUUGCCUGGAUGUAACAGCACUUUUGUGUACAUCGUGAACUGCAGGAAUAGUGGGUACAUAGACAGUAGGGAGACAGACUACAGUUAGGACUAUAGGAAAGGUAUGAUUAUGACCUGUGUGGCAUGGACUACCACAAAGUUAAAGAGACAGACAGACAGUAAAGAGUGAGAGACCAGAAAAUUAGCAAGAUUGAAUGUGUAGUGUGGAUUAUCAGACAGUUAGAGAGGCAGUCAGUACCGUGUGGGCUACAGGAAAGGAAGAGUGAUAGACAGUUCAGUGUGGGCUACAGGGAAGGUCGGAAGACAGACAGUACAGUGUGGGUCACAGAAAGGGUUGAGAGAUCGAGUGCCCAUUGCAAAGAACAUUAAUUGAAAAUAUUUAUGUGAGCCAGAUUGGAUGCCAGGACAGCUGUGCAUUUUAUCCACAUAUUGCUCCUUAUUAAAAGAGCUCUCUAGUAAGAAGAACUAUAUAAACACAAACUUUUUUUUUUCAAUUAGAUAUGUUCCUUAUUCUUAUAGAAUUAUAAUCCUUCCCACAGCCUUCUGACUGCAUCUCAACCCUCCUCUGGUGAUGUUGUCAAUCCUGAUGACUUUUGUUCAAUCAGAUGUUUCUCAUAGCACACACAGCACACGAGUAGUCGCCUCAGUCUGCCUGUCCUGUGCUUCUCUAUGAGAAAAUACAAUGAUUGAAGCAUUCAACGCACAUCUGUUAGAUGUAAAAGAGAAGGCUACAGGGGCAGCAUUAAUAUCCCCAAAUCACACCACUGAAAUGAAGUGAUUUUGUGCUUAGACUGUCCCUUUGAAUAUUAUUACUGUAAUAAUUUUACAGAUUAUGAUUUACAAGUGGCGAUUACAGAAGCAUUAUGCAGAAUGACAUCAGAAAAACAAAGAGGAGACCUGGCCAGCCAAUGGUUCCCCAUGGAGUUUGUGACAGAUGCAUUUAAAGCGAUCAAGGACCCUGAGUUUGAGACGGUGGGUGUUAUGAUUAAAUGUUAGACUCAAGAAGAUGAAGCAGCCUUUCGUUUAACUAUGUUUUCUUGUGGCCCAAUGAGUCCUGGAAGGUGGUUACUGUUCAAGAACACCAAUGAAACAUGAUGACUAUGGCAGUUUUACAGCAUCCUGCACUGACUAUGACCUACAAAAAAAUAUAUUUAAUGGCAAAUAAUAUCUGAUUUCCUUGCUGUUUACACAGGACUGUAGAAAAUUCCUUAAUCUGGUGAAUGGCAUGCUUGGUGACAAAAGAAGGUAUACUUGAUGCAUCAUAUAUUAUACAUGUAAUAUAAGGAAUAGAUUACUUGGCUGCUGGCAAAUUCCCACCAUGUAGGCAGCUGUUACCAUUGGUUGCUGGAAGAGAUGCCGUAUAAAACAGAUUAGUACAUCCAUAAACCGCAGGACUGAUGGGCUGGUGACCAUUAAUUCCCCAUAGUUAAUACAUGAUGGUGUCCAGGACAAACAUCACAACAUUUAUUUCAUAAAACAUAGUGGCAGCUGAUUGAAACCACUUAUUGCACAUCCAUGUCUACCUUCUGGAGCAUCCGUUAACUGUCCGGUCAGAGCUCCAAAAGAUUGAUUGUCCCCUUUAUCUCACACUUUUAAACAGUUUCUCUCUAAUUGUAAAUCCACCUACAUUAUCCAAACAUUUGUAUUUCUUAUGAAAAUGGUAUUUUCAACAUGUGUUUUAUGUUACAGGGUUUUCACCUACCCGUGUCUUUCUGCAUACCUGGACGAUCACAAGGUAACCUUACAUUUCUCCUUAAAGUUACCAAACCAACUUUAUAUUAAUGAAACCGUUUUGGUGUAUAGAUCAUGCCCCUGAAAUGUCACUGCUAACAUAGCUGCCAUUUAGGAGUUAAAUCACUUGUUUCUGUUUAUGCAGCCCUAGCCACUGUUCCCCUGGCUGUGACUGUUAGCCUGCAUGAAGAAAAAGAUUACAUUUUUAAUCAGAGGUACCAUGUUUUUCUGUGUAUAAGAUGUCACUGCAGGGGUUAAAAAAAGCAAAAAAAAAAAGGCCCAGCACACAAGUGUUUUAACAGCCAACCAAGCUAGUCACAUGUGGCUGGAGCUCCUUCAAAAAUGUAAUUACUCAGUGCAGUUUGGGCUCAAAACGUUGCUACUCGCUGACAGAACAAUCAGCUGCCUGUUGGGUUCGCUACUGCCAGGUUCCUGCGGGCAUAGGCUGUGUUGUACACCUCUUUGACCUGCUGACAUACUCUAAGCAGAGGAGGCGCUUCUCUGUUAAUUUGAUCGAUUGUGUGCACGACCGCAUGCUUCCUCACAUCACUCUGGACCACAGCAAGACCUCAUGGCUCCGGCAUACAGAUAGACGCCGCAGGUUACCGCAGGCAGAGGGCAUUGUUGCCGCCAACCGCAGGAUGGUUGUCCAGGAGAAGUGUCCAGACUUAACCGGACCUCGGAGAAUGGCCUACUGGAGCGUGAGGGUUGUCUGGGACCGGUUAGGGAUCGUGAUCAGCCAAACUGGACUUUAGUGCUAUAGAUCUUUAAAAUAUGUAUUUCUUAAUUUGGGGCUAAACAAAUAGGGGUCGUCUUAUACAUGGGGGCGCCUUAUACUCCGCUCUGCCCGUGACCAACUUCUGUCUGCUGCUCGCACCCGUACGACCAACUCGUGCUUGCAAGACUUCUCGCGGGCGGCUCCCUUCCUAUGGGAUAGCCUGCGUACCGCCAUCAGACUCUCCCCUAGUCUUCAAUCAUUUAAGAAGUGCUUUAAAACCCAUUUCUUUAGGAAAGCCUAUGGCCUCCGAGACUAACCUCUACCUCCCAUACCUGUCUCUUUCUCUCUCCUAAAGGGCAGCACUCUACUCUCUCCUCCAGCUCUGCUUCACUCCCACCUAAUUUGACUGCUUUUUCCUGUCCUAAUGUGUUUUAUACCCCACCGCCUAUAGACUGUAAGCUCAUUUGAACAGGGCCCUUUUCAACCUAUCGUUUCUGUAAGUUUUCUUGUAAUUGUCCUAUUUAUAGUUAAAUUCCCCCCGCUAAUAAUUUUGUAAAGCGCUACGGAAUCUGUUGGCGCUAUAUAAAUGGCAAUAAUAAUAAUAAUAAUAAUAAUAUACAUGGGAAAAAUACCGUAACUUACUUUUAAACCUUUUUCUCUCCUGCUCUGUAAAUUUAAUUUUAAUUACAUACAGGAGGCUCCUGCAGGGUCUAGCAAGCUAUUUACAGGGCAGGAGAUGAGACAUUCUAAAUUAAACAGAAUUUGCAAUAAAGGAAGUGUAAACAUUAGAUGACUCUUUACUUGAAGUGUUUAGGAAGGCUGUGUAAGUCAAAUGCUGGGAGGUGUGGCUAGGGAUGCAUAAACAAAGUGAUUGAACUUCUAAAUGGCAGAUAAUUGAGCAGUGAGACUGCAGGGGCAUGAUCUAUACACCAAAACUGAUAAAGUUACAUAGCUGAAAAGAGACUUGCGUCAAUCAAGUUCAGCCUUCCUAACAUAUGUAUUUGCUGUUGAUCCAAAAGAAGGAAAAAACCUAGUCUGAAGCGCUUCCAAUUUUGCAAUAAACUAGGAAAAAAAUUCUUCAUGACCCCAAAAUAGCAGUCAGAUGUCUCCUUGGAUCAAGCAGCUAUUACGCCACUAAUUAGAAAUUAUAUCCAUGUUUGUUAUGUUUUUGCAAGUAUUUAUCCAAUUGCAGUUUAAACAUGUGUAUGGGCUCUGAUAAAACCACCUCUUCAGGCAGAGAAUUCCAUAUCCUUAUUGCUCUUACUGUAAAAAAAACUUUUCUUUGCCUUAGAUGAAAUCUCCUUUCUUCCAGCCUAAAUGUGUGACCUUGUGUCCUAUGUAUAGCCCUGUUUAUGAAUAGAUUUCCGGAUAAUGGUUUGUACUGGCCCCAAAUAUAUUUGUAUAAUGUUAUAAUAUCCCCCCGAGGCGCCGUUUUUUCUAACUAAAGAGAUUUACAUUUAACGUUUCUUCGUAACUAAAAUUCUCCAUUCCUUUUAUCAAUUUUGUAGCUUGUCUCUGCUCUUUUAUAGUGCCAUGAUAUCCUUCUUUAGAACAGGUUCCUAAAAUUGCACAGCAUAUUCAAGGUGUGGUCUUACCAGUGAUUUAUAAAGAGGCAAAAUUAUAUUUUCAUCCCGAGAAUUUAUGCCCCUAUUUAUACAUGACAAAACCUUACUGGCCUUAGCAACUGCAGAUUGACAUUGCAUAUUGCUGCCUAAUUUGUUGUCUAUAACAAUUCCCAAAUCCUUCUUAUGUGUGGUUAUCCCUAAUUCACUACCAUUUAGGGUUCAAGUUGUUUGUGCAUUCUUGACCUUGAAGUGCGUUACUUUGCUUUUCUCUACGUUAAAUUUCAUCUGCCCUUUUAGUGCCCAAUCCCUCAAUCUAUUCAAAUCCCUCUGCAGCAAAGCAAUACCCUGCUCAUAUUUUAUUACACAUGGAUUUCAAUGCUUAUUUCAAGAUCAUUUAUAAAUAUGUUAAAUAGAAGCGGUCCUAAAACAGAACCCUGAGGGACACCACUUACCACUUUUAUCCAGCCUGAAAAUGUACCAUUAAUGACAACUCAUUAUACUCUAUCCUUAAGCCAAUGUUCUACCCAAGAACAAGAAUGUUCAUCUAGACCAAUUUCUUUUAGUUUGAAAACUAACCUAUUGUGAGCAUCUGUAUCAAAUGCCUUGGCAUAAUCCAAGUUGAUCACAUCCACUGCAACACCCUGAUCUAUACUUCUACUUACUUCUUUGUAGAAUGCAAUUAGGUUAGUUUAACAUGACCUAUGUUUCAUAAACCCAUGCUGAUUAUUGCUAAUAACAGAGUUCUUACCAAUGAAUUCCUGAGUAUUAUUCCUUAAUAGCCCAUCAAAUAUUUUCCCAGUCACAGAAGUUAGGCUCACAGGUCUAUUUUCCAGGCAAGGAUUUUGAAAGCUUUUUAAAUAGAGGAACGACCUCUGCAUUCCUCCAAUCCUCCUGUACAAUACCUGAGAGAAAAGAAUCUUGAAAAAUUAAAUACAGCGGUUCACUUAUUUCUCCACUUAGCUCCUUAAGUACUCCUGGGUGAAUACAGUCAGGCCCUGGAGCUUUAUUUACAUUAAUUACCAGAUUUUACUAUUUACAUGACGUAAAGUCAUGAUUUUAUUAACGACACGGAGGCGAGUAUUAUGCUGCACUCCUUCUUUAUUGCCUUCAGCAGCAAAGAAAAACUUUAACAAAGAUAUGAACACACGAAACAGUCAUUAACACAUCUUCCAUGACAACCAACAGCCAAUCAGGUUCCACUCUCCAGCAUAAUAGGCAGUAUUCCCUGAACCAUUGCCUCUUUCUUGCGAUCCCAAACUUGUACCGUCAUCCAAACGAAAAUGAAUUCCAAUAAGGGAACAAUGCCAGUGGGUGAACUUCCAAUUUAAGCUGUAAGAGAGAGUAGAGUAUGGUAAUAUCCAAGUAUAAAACUGGAUGUAUGCAUAAAUAACGCGUUAUACGUGAUUAGGCAAUAUCUACUGUAACUAGUAUUUAGUCAACAUGUAUGAGGUGAAUACAAACAUAAAUGAUCAAACCCAAUCACCUUACCCAGGUGAACCACCAAUCUGGGAAGGGUGGGAGGGAUAAUACUCGCCUCCGGGUCGUUAAUAAAAUCAUGACUUUACGUCAUGUAAAUAGUAAAAUCUGGUAUAUUUAAUAAGACAGGGAGGCUCCUAUUAUGCUGGUUUAAAGGUGUGAUAUAACUUCCAGCAAAGUGUUCGAUCGCUUUGAAGUAAAAAUCACAAAAAGUGGAUUCCGAAGACCAAUUGGCAGCUCAUAAAAUAGCUUCUAGUCGACAUCCUACCGCAGAGGCUUUUGAGGCCAUAGCUCCUUGAACCGAAUGCGAAGAGAACAUGGAAGUGUCAAUGCCUGCCAAUGUCAUAAUCCAUUUGACCCAUCUGGCCAGGGAGGGAGAGGAUACUGGAAGAUGUGGUUUGCGGACAGAGAUGAAUAACUGAGGUCUCAUGGGGUUCCAGAGCGGAGCCUUACGGAGUUCGUAUUCCCGUGGGAAUGCCACUGGGCACAAUGGAGGUUUCUGCGGAAAGGCCGGGUACAGUAUGGACUUAGAAGACGUUUUGGUCCUUCUAGAGAUAUCGAAGAGAACACCUUCUGGUGUAAAAGAUCGAGCGUCAGUGUCCAAAGUUCGUACGUCCAAGACACUUUUGCAUGAAAGGAGGCAGAAAAGCAUGACUAGUUUUGCUGACAGUUGUUUAAGUGAUAAUGAAGAAUUAUCCGGCCAUGACAUUAGAAAACAGAGGACAAGAGAAACAUCCCAGUGUGUAGAGUAACAAGGGAGCGGUGGACGAGAAAAUCGUACUCCGCGUAGUAAGCAACAGACAAAAGGGUGUCGUCCGAUGGGGGUACCAUCUGUAGCGGAGAGGUAGUAUAAUCCACAAUUUCUCCGCUGGUAGACCGAAACCGCAUACGAUAAUCCAGGUAGCAUUACAAUAAUCCCUUCCUCUCAAGAACUAGAUGACAUAUAGUCUGGGAGUCAACUGACCUUUUAUUCACUGGUCACAGUAUUUAUGCAGUUCCCCAUGCAAGGGGUUUCCAAAAUGACUUUGCAAGGGUUUUACAACAGUGGACUACGUGGGGAACUCAUGUUACAGGACAAUUUCCCAGCAUCCAUUGCUGUACUGGAGAGAUAAGGGAUAAGAAUAUACUGUUAAUCACCCUAUCUCUCCGUACACCCAAAGUUAAAUUUUUACAUUAAAUUCUGUAGUAGUCAUAAUAUUAGGGUGAAUGAGCCGAAUGACCCCUUGCUGCAUAGCUGGGAUCUGAGCGCACCAUCUGGUAAAAUACCGCUCAGAUCCCUGCAUAUUUAGACGAAAAGCCAUUCAAAUUACCCUUUUUACGUGAAUAAGCCUUGUAACGAAAUAACAUACUGAGCGCUUUCAUAUGCCGAGAUAAUUAUUUGCACGAACGGCCCGGAAGUCCAGCGGUGUUCGGUAGGUCGAGUAGCCGAUUUUAGUUCCAGGCACUCGACGACCAAACACCGCUGGGCUUUCGGGAGAAAAGAUGGCCGCCGCCACGUGUUCGACAUAUGAACAGCGGCCAUCCGCAACAUACUUAAUAAGCCGUGGUUACAUUGUUGCACCCGUUAAGGGGAGACACACCACCUCCUGUGUGUGGUCUCCCAUUCGGUAAAUAAUUAUUUUCACGAACAGGGUUGAAAUUCCCAGUUCGUGAAAUUAACCGCUGAAUGCUUGCGGCUUUCAUAUGCAUCCAGCAUGCGAAUGCUAUAUAUUAUAUACAAGUGGUAUACAGGGAAAACACAUAUGCAGACAGUUGGUAGACAACCCUAUUAAAACACUAUUAGGACAGACAGCCUUAAGUGGCUAGGUUUGUCACACCAUCGAUCCCUUGAUGUCCAGCUGAAAGCGCAGAGCGGUAGAGGUUAACCGUGCAGUACGCUUUUCCUGCUUCAAAAAGGGAGGUCAAAAAUUGUAGGAUGGGUGGCGGGGCUUGAUAGGCAACCAGCACAGACGCCAUCUCUGGAGCUCCACGAACCUCACACUAAAAAUAGGAAUUUCCCCCAAGCCCGCUGACAGUCUAGCAUUGGCUGUAGGAAACAGAGAGGCACACACUAAUGCCUUUUUUUCAGCAGACAGGCGCAAAACAAAAAUGCCGACCUCCCAAGGCCUCCCACGCGGGUGGCCCGAAAAUCAUGCCACACACCUCCGCGGCCUGGUGGUACCCGGACUGGCUCACACCAGAGCCACAACAGACACAGGCUCGGGGAUCAGAAGUGACGGGGGAAAAAAUCCUCAAUCAGCUGUCCUUUGAUCUUCGGUGUAUGUGACCAGUUUUUUGGGUUUUUUUUUUUCGUAGGCACUUGAUUUAAACUUUGCAUCUGUAGCAGACUUGAUAAAACAAAACUAAUGCUGUCAGGUCAGAUGGACCUUCAGAAUGAGCACCUGCAAUGAUAUUAACCCCUAAAGCAUCCAGACAGCGUGAAGCGAGGCUAGGCCAGUCAGCCAUGGCGGCUGGGCGAGCGUGGCAGGAUGUCGGUGAUUUGGGGGUCGGCUCUGUGGGAGGCUGGGGGAUUGGGUAGGGUUGACAGUGGGGGGGGGGGUUGAUUUCGAGCUGGGGGGGAGGGUCUCGGGGUAAAGGUUGCUACUUCCAGAGUCCCUCUGUGGGUGCCAGGAUUAUUGUAAUGCUACCUGGAUUAUCGUAUGCGGUUUCGGUCUACCAGCGGAGAAAUUGUGGAUUAUACUACCUCUCCGCUACAGAUGGUACCCCCAUCGGACGACACCCUUUUGUCUGUUGCUUACUAUGAGGUAGAGGUUUGCAUGCGCUUGGAGUGGUGGCUCGUUGUCCUUGCAAGUGGCAACUUAACCCCCGUUUGGCUGCUUGGAAGUUCGGUAGUUACCUUGAUUAUCAACACAGUAGAUUCACAGUACAUAUAACAUGGUGUAACAUGAAACCUAAGGCACUAUUUGCUGUGAAAUUAAACUGUAAAAUUAAACUUGGAUGUCUUAUCUUGUUUCAGGCAUUGUCACAGGGGUCCGCCAUCGGCCUCUUUCGCAGCACAUGUCCUGUUAGUUAGGUCAGCAGUCCAUGUGAGUUGUUGAGUCUGCUUAGUGGACGGUGCCGUUGGUUAGUUUGGCCACGGCGGGACCCUGUCUGUCUUGCCCACUUGUGUGGCUUGCAAACUCUUGUGAAGCAAGGUCCGGUGACCUUGUGGGUGUGUGAGGGGUGAGGGUAGUCCUGAAGUUCUGCUUGAUGGUCCGCCCACUGUCAGGUCUAGUCUGGGUAGGCCCAGCUGCUCCACAAAUCCCCUGGCCUCUUCCAUGCAGUGAAGUGUGAUGGUUUGGUUAUUCCUUGGUACCAUCAGUUUGAAAGGGUGCCCCCAGGAGUAUCGAAUUUGUCUCCUUGCCAGUUCCUGAGUCAGGGGCCUUAGUUCCCUCCUCUUGCUUAGGGUGCUGGGGGCCAGGUCCUGAUAGUUGUACCUGGUGUCCCUCAGUCUGUAGCAGGGUGUGUCGUGCUGCCCUCAUAAUAGCUUCCGUCACUUGGAAAUAGUGUAGCCUUACCAUUACAUCCCAUGGUUGCAUUGCGUUCGUAGAGAGGGCUCGUAGUACCCUGUGGGCUUGAUUGAGGAGGAGUUCUGCUGGUGGGGCCUCUGGGAGUAGGCUGCAAAAUGUUUCACGCAGAGUGGUGGAUAGGGUGUCCAUUUCUAUGGACUCAGGUAUGCCCCGAAUCCUGAUGUUAUUGCGCCUGGAUCUGUUAUUUAAAUCUUCCUGUGCGACUUCCAGCUGGCACAUUUGAUCUCGGAGUUCCCGGAUAGCUCGCUCGUACAUGUCAGUCUACCCGUAACGUGUAGUUCGUAUGUCUGUGAGGCGAUGUUACUACCUUUUGAAGGACUGUGUAAAGGAGAGAGCUGCUAUUGUAAGCUAAAAUUAAGCCUGCUGGAGCGGAGCUCUAACAGAAAGCCGCCAUUCGCACCUGAAGUCAGGUGCCGCCCCUCACCCUUUUAUUAUUUUUAAUCUCUUGUUUUACUUCUCUACUAAGCCACAUUGGUUUCAAUUUGUUUCUUUUAUAUUUAUUACCCAAUAGUUUCCAUUUAUCCUCCGUGUUUUGUUUUUUUUCCCACUAAGGAGUUUAUGCCAGUUAUGUUGUAGAGCUGCCCUAAUCUUAUUGAAAUUGGCUUUUUAAAAAUUACAUGUUUUAGUAUACCCCACGCGCUUUUGCUUUUUUGAGUUUAUUUAAAACAUUACCAUAUUGUGAUCACUAUUUCCCAAAUGCUUCCCUACUUGAAUGUUUGUCAAAAGAUCAACAUUGUUUGUUAUAAUGUGAUCCAGAUAAGCAUCCUUUCUUGUUGGUGCUUGUACAAGUUGUGACAUAAAGGUGUCAUUUAACACAAUCAAAAACCUGAUUCCACUUGCUGAAGUACUAGUCACUCUAUCCCAAUUUAUGUCUGGGUAAUUAAAAUCUCCAAUAAUUAACGUGUUACCCGGAUUUGCAGCUUUCCCAAUUUGCUCUAACAGCUGUUCUUCCUUAUUAAUAUUUUUACAUUAGGUGGUUUAUAACUAGUGAUGUGCCGAACGGUUCGCCGCGGACUCAUCAUUGAGUAAACUUUGACCCUGUACCUCACAGUCAGCAGACACAUUCCAGCCAAUCAGCAGCAGACCCUCCCUCCCAGGAGGCAAGCAAACUUAUCCUUUGCAGCACCUCCUCCACCCUCACCACUACGUGGAUACCUUCUCAUCCCACUCUCCUCACCGUACGCCACACUGGUAAACCGGACACACUCGCACCAUGGCACCACGAACCUCAAAAUCCAACCAAAAACCCCCUCUGAUUUCCCUUCGUUUGCCCCAAGCAGAUAUCUACCCAUAAAGCUUCCACAUUUUCCUCGUCACACUCCACAUGCCUAAAAUUUGACUAACUCAUGGUUGACAUACAAACAUACCCCACCACCCUUCUUGUUUUUCCUAUCCUUCCUAAAUAACGUGUACCCAUUUAAGUUAACUGCCCAGUCAUGUGUCUCAUCCCACCAUGUUUCUGUUAUGCCCAUUAUAUCAUAUUGUUUAGUGUAUGCUAUUACCUUUAGUUCCCCCAUUUUGUUAUAUAAGCUCCUUGCAUUAGUAAGCAUACAUUUAAUAUUUAAUAUAACCAUGAGGCAUUUGUACUUUUUGUGAAUUUUCAUGAUACAUUAAGCAAAAGUUGUUUCAGUGACUAUAGUGUCCCUUUAAUGAGAGAGAGAAAAAGUGUGUGUGUGUGUGUGUGUGUGUCCGUCCGUUCGUCUGUCAAAACAUAAAACCAAGAAAAACACAUCUGUUAUUUUUAAUGUAACCAUAGUUACAUAUAAUUGCAUGUUUUCUAGCUCCAAGCCCCAUCUGAUGAGAAAUUGGAAGAAUUCUGGAUUGAUUUCAAUGUCAGUACAGAGAGCAUGUCCUUCUAUAUUUCAGCUGAUGAUGAUGAGGUAGAAUCCAUUUUCGAAGAAUACAUUCUAAGUAUUGAAGUUCCUUACAUAAUGUUUAUAUAUUUAUUAUUUCCAAAUUAUCUUACACCUGACUUUGGCCAUUACUGUUCUUAUCACCAUACCAUGCCAUCUUUUUACUGAAUGACAGAGCUUUAAUCAUGAUUUUUCCAUAUAGUCAUAAUAUCCAGGCCUUGUGGUCAAAAUAGCUGCAUAUUCCUGCUUGUUACCAUUAGCAAAUUAUUAGUAUAUCCGGACCUUUCAUAUAUUCUCAUCCUAGCCCUGCUAAACAAAAUUUUGUUCUUCAGAUCUUGAAUUUUUGUGUUUUUUGUAAUUUCUAUGCCAUUUUUUUCUGUCCUACCUGCUUGUGUGAUCUUUCUAAUCAAUGAUUAGUUUUAAAUUCCUGUUAAAGGAUCAUCGAUGGGAGACUGUCUUCGUGACUGAAAAUGAAGUCAGCAUGUACAGCAUACAAGGUACAGCAUCUAUUGUGUUCUCUUAAAAGAUUGGAGAGAUGAGAUGCACAUGUAUAUUUUAUUAUUCUGAUCAGCCACAAGAAACCACUGACAGGUAAAGUAAAUAACAUUGAUAUAUCAUUACAAUGGCACCUGUCAAGGGGUGUGAUAUAUGAGGCAGCAAGUGAACAGUCAUUUCUUGAAUUUCAUCAGUUGGAACAAUGUAAAAUGGGCAAGCAAACUCUUAUCCUUUGCAGCACCUCCUCCACCCUCACCACUACGUGGAUACCUUCUCAUCCCACUCUCCUCACCGUACGCCACACUGGUAAACCGGACACACUCGCACCAUGGCACCACGAACCUCAAAAUCCAACCAAAAACCCUCCCCUCUGGUCAAACGACACUUUAAAAGAUACUACCUGGCUAAUUCCCCGGAACCAAAAUCCAAGGGUGUCGCUAUAUUACUUCGCAACUCAUGCCCACUAGAAGACAUUCAAACCAUCAAAGACCCCGCGGGCAGAUCCCUCUACCUCACGGAACACGUGGCCACAACUCCACUGACCGUCUGCUCACUUUACACCCCAACUGUCCCCGACACAACAUUCUGA